GCUUCGAAUGGUUCGGUUUCCACGGCGGGAAAAACCGAACUCGUCUCCGCCCCGGGUGUCGUAUCAGCGCACGUUCUCUAAGACGAACGCGCCGCCUAAGAUGGCAGAACACGCAUCAGAUUCAUACAAUAUCGAUGCCGGUAUAGGAAAUGUCGCAUGUGCUGGGCCCUGUUCCUGCAGGUGAAUGAACCCUGAGAAGGCGCCCGCCCCACGUUAGCUAGCGCGGGGCUCAAGCUGCAUCGCUCACCUAUGCCCAACAGCUUGGACCUUGCUGCGGGCGGUGACGUCUUCCCACUGGACUUGUGUAAACAACGCCGAACAUCUCUUUCCUAUGGCCUCCAACAUCCUGUUCCUCCCGUUCCGACGGUCACACUCGGUAAAUCUCACCGACGCGAUCAAGCAGUACAUAUCCUCCAAAUAUGACCAACAUCCAGACAUGUUCACCAAAGACCUGGAGACGAUCGAGAAGCUACGUUCGGUUGCAACACACGCCCAAGAACCGCACCCCAGCAACAUCCCGAAGCUUCAACAAUACGCGGCGCAGCUGAUAUGGCUGAGUGGGAAGUUUCCCAUCGACAUUGGCGUAGAGUUCCCAUGGUAUCCUGCGCUGGGAUACAAUACGAGCCGGCCGACAUCGCGCAACAACCUCCGCUUCGAACUCGCCAACAUCAUGUUCAACCUCGCGGCCAUGUACUCGCAGCUAGCCAUGUCGUCGAACCGAAGCACGCCCGACGGACUGAAGAUGGCAGCCAACAACUUCUGCCUCGCCGCUGGAGUCUUGUCGCAUUUGAGGAAUACCAUCUUGCCCGAGAUACGGACAGAGCCGCCAGAGGAUAUGGAUUUGAUGACACUCGAGUGUUUGGAAAAGCUGAUGUUGGCACAAGGGCAAGAAUGUUUCUGGCAGAAGGCUGUCAAGGAUGGAAUGAAAGACGCGACUAUCGCCAAACUAGCCGCUCGUGUAUCUGAUCUUUACAACGAGGCGGGAGACGCUGGGAUACAAUCGGACGCUAUAAGCAGCGAGUGGAUACACCACAUGACGGCAAAGCACCACCACUUUGCUGCUGCUGCUCAAUACCGUGCAGCCUGCGAUUCCCUCGAAAAGCGCAAGUACGGCGAGGAAGUGGCACGACUACGUGAUAGUCUGACUUGCGUGAACGAGGCCCUCAAGGAGCAGCGCUACAUCAACAAGGUCGUACUUGCAGACCUGAACGGCUUGAAGAACCGCAUCACGGAAGACCUGAAGCGGGCCGAGAAGGACAACGAUAUGAUCUACCUGCUACCUGUACCGCCAAAAGCAGAGCUCAAAAUCCUCGAUCGAGCCAACAUGGUUGUGUCAAGAGUUCCAAAGGAGAUAGCUGAGUCCAACUCCAUGUUAGGAGAGCGCGGUGAGCUUGGCCCUGCGCUUUUCUCCAAGUUGGUACCUUAUUCCGUGCACCUGGCAGCUAGUAUCUAUGUGGACCGCCGUGAUCGAUUGGUCAAUGGUACCAUUGUUGAAGAGCUAGAGGCAUUGACCAACAAGAUCCAUGAGGUACUCCGCAGCCUGAAUCUACCUGGCUCCUUGCAGGCUCUUGAGAAGCCACUAGGACUACCGCCAGGUCUUGUAGCACACGCCGAAGAAAUUCGCCAGCAAGAUGGCAUCAAUCGUCUUUUACGCUCGAUGGAGGAUACGAAGAAGCUCAUGUACACGGAUCAGGCUAUCUAUCAAGAAGGCGUCGACAUACUCAGGUCGGAAGCCGCAGAGGACGAAGGCGCACGACGCAAGUUUGGCACAGAACGUUGGACCCGACCCCCCGCAGAACAAGCCGCACCCAAGCUCUAUGCCCAGAUCAACGAAAUUGAUGGCUACUUCAAGGCCGCCACUAACAGCGAUAAUAUUGUGAAGACAAAGUUGAAGGAGAAUGAGCACUUCAUACGCCUACUCAGCGGACCGGAUCACGAGCUUGAAAACUAUGUACCAAGCGGUAGGAGACCCGCAAUCACUGGAGAUGUCGAACGCGAAGCUGGCAAGCUUCGUGGUAGCUUCAACGAGGUCAGUAGGCUCGAAAGCAGGCGAAGACGAAAGAUCGAGGCAUUGCGAACAAAGGCAAAGCAGGAUGACAUAAAUCCGGAAUUGCUGCGUGAAGCUGCUCGCUUAGAGCGGGAGUACCCUAUGCAGACAAUCGAGGCUGUGCAGUUCGAAGGGCUUUUCGACAAGCGUCUCCAGAUGUACGAUGCCGACCAAGACAUGAUCAAAGACGAAGAGAAUGAGCAAACAGAGGCCAUCAAGCGACUGCAAGAUGCAAACGCAGCAUUCUUAAUCGCUCGUCGCGGCGACCAAUCAACGAAGAAGCGUGAGCAAGCGUUACAGAACCUGGAGAAUGCAUAUUUCAAGUACAAGGAGAUCAUCUCCAAUCUCGACGUUGGACGAAAGUUCUACAAUGACCUCGCUAAGAUCGUGAACCGAUUUAGAGAUGAAGCGCGGACUUUUGCUUACAACCGCAAGUCAGAGGCGUCACACCUGGAGGGCGAUCUUACUACACGAAUGAGCUCCCUCGGCCUUCAGCAAGCGACGACGAAUUCGCUGCAUCAGCAGAAACAGGCAGACGCACAAAACCCAAAUUAUGGUGCCACUGCACAUGCAGAGGAGCCAUUAGCAGCUCCAACGCCGACCAGAGCAAACGUACCUCCACCGUCCGGUAUGUGGACACCAGAGGUUGGAAUUCGAUUUGGUGGUGUGCCUACAUCGUCUGGCAAUGCUCGACCUUCGGCUGGUCCUCCGCAGGAUGGGCGAUGGGAUCCUGCGCAAGGUCUAAAAUUUGGUUAAAUUGCGGGCGUGAGGCGGCAAUUCAUUUCUUUGGACAUUAUUCUCUAGGAUACCCAUUGUAAGAACAGAAGCAUUACAUUGCUCCGACUAUGUUUCUAGACUUUCUGUUGCUGUGACAGAUGCGUAGCGCGUGCGAGCUACUAGGAUGCAUAGAGAACACGGGACGCUGGCAGAACCAACGUGGUCGCAAAUGCACUGACCUGUGGAUUUCUUUCCCAAGUUACUGGUGGCGUGUUUUGCACAUGGGCUCUGUACAGCACAUUGUUUAGCACAUGGAGGGGAAAGCCAAGGUUUAGACUCGAUGUAUAUGCACGUAUGCGGCUCCGCGAAAAUGUUUCCCUGGGACC
This is a messenger RNA of Alternaria alternata, 3150 nucleotides long. RefSeq names its product BRO1-domain-containing protein. Lineage: Eukaryota; Fungi; Ascomycota; Dothideomycetes; Pleosporales; Pleosporaceae. The record is from RefSeq and is a predicted model, not a curated record. Gene Ontology annotation, molecular function: protein binding. The coding region runs from base 332 to 2803 and encodes 823 amino acids. The transcript has 4 exons. Gene Ontology annotation, cellular component: endosome.